Molecule: messenger RNA, 1191 nt
Organism: Talaromyces atroroseus
Lineage: Eukaryota; Fungi; Ascomycota; Eurotiomycetes; Eurotiales; Trichocomaceae
Product: Glycolipid 2-alpha-mannosyltransferase 1
Exons: 4
Coding region: 1-1191 (396 amino acids)
Biological process (GO): cell wall mannoprotein biosynthetic process; protein N-linked glycosylation; protein O-linked glycosylation
Cellular component (GO): membrane; Golgi apparatus
Molecular function (GO): alpha-1,2-mannosyltransferase activity
Source: RefSeq, a predicted model, not a curated record
AUGUCGUCAGGAUCCAGCAGAUAUGUGCGAUAUCUGCUGUUUGCAGUUUUUGCCCUGGCGGUAUUAGCCUUUAUUUCGAGAUCAUCGUUGCCGCUGCCGACGAACUACGAAUCUAAUAUAAUACCUCAGACACCACAAGAUAGCAAAGGCUCCGUUGACCCUUCCUACCAAACCCCCGCGAACAGCGGCCCUCCGGCGUUGACGCCAUCUGGUGAGCGAGUCAAUGCGACAUUCGUGACGCUUGCACGCAACCAGGAUGUCUGGGAAAUCGCGAAAUCCAUUCGCGAGGUGGAGGACCGCUUCAAUCGCAACUAUCACUACGAUUGGGUGUUCUUGAAUGACAAGCCGUUUGACGACGAGUUCAAGAAAAUCACCACUGCUCUGGUCUCCGGAACCACCCAUUAUGGCUUGAUCCCCAAAGAACAUUGGUCGUAUCCCGAAUGGAUUGACCAGGACAAAGCAAAGGCGGUGCGCGAAGACAUGAAAGCAAGGAAGAUUAUCUACGGCGACUCGGAGAGCUACCGACAUAUGUGCCGAUACGAGUCUGGCUUCUUUUUCCGCCACGAGUUGAUGCUCAACUACAGAUACUACUGGCGCGUGGAGCCCAGUAUUCAGCUAUUCUGUGACAUCUCCUUCGAUCCGUUCCGGUACAUGAUGGAAAACAAGAAGAAGUACAGCUUUGUGCUCAGCUUGUACGAGUACUACGAGACCAUUCCCACGCUCUGGAACAGUGUCAAGAAAUUCAUGAAGACAAAUCCGGAGUACAUCGCCGAGGGUAAUUCGAUGGGAUUUUUGAGUGACGAUGGUGGAGAGACAUAUAACAAGUGUCACUUUUGGUCCAAUUUCGAGGUUGGUGACCUCGACUGGCUACGAUCCGACGCCUACAUAAACUACUUCGACUCUCUCGACCGAGACGGUGGCUUCUUCUACGAAAGAUGGGGCGAUGCACCAGUGCACUCAAUUGCCGCUGGUCUACUCUUGAAAAAGGAGGAGGUUCACUUCUUUAACGAAAUUGCCUACUACCAUGUUCCAUUCACCCACUGCCCGACGGGCGAACAGACUCGCCUUGACUUAAAAUGCCACUGUAACCCGGCAGACAACUUUGACUGGAAAGGCUAUUCUUGCACAUCGCGCUACUUCCACAUCAACAAUAUCCCUAAACCAGAAGGCUAUGAAAAGGAAACAAAAUGA